GCGUCAGUUGGCCCACGAUUUGAACAUGCAGCUCAUCAACGCCCAAUCGGAAGCGGAGCGGGUCCAGAAGGAGAAGAAUCAGCUCCUGGAGGAACGUGCCGAGGAGCAGAAACUGGUCAAGGAAGCGCUCGAGUCGGCCUUGAAAGAGCGAGCGCAGAUCGAGGCCAAGUGGAAGAAUGAUUUCGAGCAGCUGCGGACGGUGCACUCCGACCGGGAGGAGCAAUUCAUGGAGGACCUGCGAGUGGAAGAUACGGUCGAUGCAGAAGAACUGCAAGGAGAAGAUGGAGAAGAUCGAAAGCGAACACAAGAUGGCCAUGGACAAGAUGGCGCAGUUGGAGCAAGAGUCGAGCAAACAUAUAGAGGAGGCCAAACACCUAAGAUCUUACGAAGCGGAGGUGGCCCAGUUACGAGGGUUGACUUACGACCAAAAGGAGGCACUGAAGACAAUGACGCGCCAGAUUGACCAACUCAAGGCCGACUUGCUGAUGGCCAAUAACAAACUGGAAGCGGAAAUUGUUAAGGUGCAACAGAUCAAGAACCGCUGUGAAUACCAACUAUGUGAAAAGGAGCGUGAGGCUCUCAACCGAAUAGAAAUCGCUCGAGGAGAGAUUGCAAUGCAGUGGGAGGAUCGGUUGCUUCACGAGAUGAAUCGCCUAAAGAUGGAACUGGAGCAGAUGUACAUCGAGGAGCGAGUUGCCGCCAUCAACAAGUUCAAACGGGAAGCCCUGGAGGAAACGGAAGCGCUCAAGCACAAGUUCAACAUGCGCGAGAGGCAACUCAAAGAAGAGAUUGAAUCACUGAAAAGCACAAUCCAGUUGCAAAAACAAGCGAUGGAGGCUGCCCAAACGGAAGCGGAUCACAGACUAGUGCAGUCUCGAAUGUUUGUAGAACGAGCAGAACGAGAGCAUGAGACUUUUUGGCCAAAGAAGUUUCCAAGAGGGAUCAAAUUAUUGAUAAUCUCAAAGAACAAUACGAGAAGGAAAAGUUCGAGAUGGAGCAACACUUUAGUCUGAG
Aedes aegypti (yellow fever mosquito) is the source of this 1014-nucleotide messenger RNA. Its product is annotated as serine/threonine-protein kinase 10-like. Bases 177 to 1013 code for a protein of 278 amino acids. The transcript is spliced from 5 exons. Lineage: Eukaryota; Metazoa; Arthropoda; Insecta; Diptera; Culicidae. The record is from RefSeq and is a predicted model, not a curated record.